AUGCAAAUCUUUGUGAAAGUCCCAUCAGAAAAAACCCUAACGCUCGAUGUGUUACCUUCGGACACCAUCAGCAUCGUCAAAACUAAGAUUGAAACGAAAGAAGGAGUCCCACUAGACCGGCAACGCCUAAUCUUCGCAGGCAAGCUUCUUGAAGACAACGAAACCCUAGCCGACUACAAAAUACAAAAGGAGUGCACUCUCCAUCUCAUGCUUAGGCUUCGAGGGGGUGCUAAGAAGAAGACAUACAACACAACAAAGAAGGUCAAGCACGAGAAAGAGAAGGAGAAUCUUGCUGUCUUGAAAUUUUAUAAGGUGAGUGAUGAGAGUGGCAACGUGCAUGGAGAGGCUGAGGAAGGAGUGCCCAGAGUAUAG
Molecule: messenger RNA, 372 nt
Organism: Populus trichocarpa (black cottonwood)
Lineage: Eukaryota; Viridiplantae; Streptophyta; Magnoliopsida; Malpighiales; Salicaceae
Exons: 1
Coding region: 1-372 (123 amino acids)
Biological process (GO): modification-dependent protein catabolic process; protein ubiquitination
Cellular component (GO): nucleus; cytoplasm
Molecular function (GO): protein tag activity; ubiquitin protein ligase binding
Source: RefSeq, a predicted model, not a curated record